AUGUCUGCCCGGACUCGCAUGAACUCCAGUGAUCCUGCAUUGGAUAUGAAUGUCAUUCAGAAGAAAUCCGAGCCGAAGCCCCAGCGGGCGCAUACCCCCCAAUGGGUUUCUCUCAUUGCUGGAGGUGUGGCAGGUGCAGUAGAGGCAACAAUUACUUAUCCAUUUGAGUACUCCAAGACUCGCGUUCAGUUGCUAGACAAUAGCGCUGUUCAGACGUCUAACCCCCUGCGCCUUAUCUCUCAGGUCGCCAAGCAGGAAGGUGUUGGCGCACUUUACACAGGUUGCUCAACCCUUGUCAUAGGACCUGCAGCGAAAGCCGCAGUAAGGUUUCUAUCGUAUGAUACGAUCCGUAACUCUCUCGCCGAUGAUCGCGGCGUCUUGUCACCCGGCAGAGGAAUUUUGGCUGGAAUGACAGCAGGAGCUGUAGAAAGCGUUCUUGCAGUAACGCCAACAGAAAGAAUCAAGACUGCUCUAAUCGACGAUGCUAAAGGCGCCCGGCAGUUCAAAUCCAGCUUUCAUGCCACAAAAGUGUUAGUGCAGAGGCACGGAAUCACUGAACUUUAUCGAGGCCUUGUGUCCACUGCUAUGAAGCAAUCGGCAACCUCAGCAGUCCGCAUGGGGACUUACAAUGUGCUCAAAGAAGCCACCAAAGCCAGGGGCAUCAAAACCAACGUGUUCACGACUUUCGGAACCGGUGCCCUAGCAGGGGUGGUCACCGUUUACGCUACACAGCCCUUUGAUACGAUCAAGACCAGGGCACAAGGUGUUCAGGGAGCGAGUAUCAGUGAGGCAUCACGAAGCGUGAUCCGCGAUUAUGGGAUCCGUGGUUUCUGGAAGGGUAGUAGUAUGCGGCUGGGCCGUCUGCUCUUGAGUGGCGGUAUUGUGUUCUCUGUCUAUGAGGAGGUUUCGGCGAUUCUGUCGCCGAGUACGCAUAGAUGA
Molecule: messenger RNA, 939 nt
Organism: Penicillium brevicompactum
Lineage: Eukaryota; Fungi; Ascomycota; Eurotiomycetes; Eurotiales; Aspergillaceae
Product: Mitochondrial carrier protein
Exons: 5
Coding region: 1-939 (312 amino acids)
Biological process (GO): mitochondrial citrate transmembrane transport
Source: RefSeq, a predicted model, not a curated record